CCCAAAUGGAGCAGCAAAAUAUCUCCCGCCAUGAACAUGAAGACCCAGGAUUUUCUCUCACCCCUACCUCCUUUAACUCGUGCUACUCUCCUCAUUCCGUCCUCCACCAUAUCUCUCUCGGUCUCCCAUCCUCUAUUUCGCUUGCAACCUCAGAGGUUCUCCCUCGCAUCUUCCAAUGCCCUCAAACUCCGAGUCUACUUCAAGUCCCCUAGCUCAUUUUUCCAUUCCGGGUCCCAGCUCUCCGAUGCUGAGCAAGAAGAAGACGACUACGAAGAAGAGGAUGAAGACGACAACGAUGACGACGUGGCAGCCGAUGAGUACAACGACGUCUCUGGAGAUGUUUCUGACGGCGUCGUAUCAGGCGAUGACGAGACUGAUCUGUUUGGGGCCAAGACGACUCGGCACGAGGUCUUCAAGUGGCAGAGAGUCGAGAAGCUCCGAAAUGAGGUUAGAGAGUUCGGCGAGGAAAUUAUUGACGUUGAUGAGCUCGCUUCAGUUUACGAUUUCCGAAUCGAUAAAUUCCAGCGGCUCGCAAUUCAAGCGUUUCUAAGAGGUUCUUCAGUUGUGGUUUCUGCGCCUACAAGUAGCGGGAAGACUUUGAUUGCGGAAGCUGCAGGGGUGGCAACUGUAGCCAGAGGAAGACGGAUAUUCUAUACCACUCCACUCAAGGCGUUGUCCAAUCAGAAGUUUCGCGAAUUCCGGGAGACUUUUGGCGAAAGCUAUGUUGGCCUUCUUACGGGCGAUUCUGCUGUCAACAAGGAUGCGCAGGUUUUGGUCAUGACUACAGAGAUAUUACGCAACAUGUUAUAUCAGAGCGUGGGUAAUGUGUCUUCUGGAAGCGGACUUUUCCAUGUUGACGUGAUUGUUUUGGACGAGGUUCAUUACCUCAGUGACAUAUCUCGUGGUACAGUUUGGGAAGAGAUUGUUAUUUAUUGCCCCAAAGAAGUUCAACUUAUUUGUCUGUCAGCAACUGUUGCAAAUCCAGACGAACUAGCUGGUUGGAUUGGUCAGAUUCAUGGUAAAACAGAAUUAGUAACGUCAUCAAAACGUCCAGUUCCAUUGACCUGGCAUUUCUCCACAAAAGCAUCUUUAUUGCCACUACUUGAUGAGAGUGGAACACGUAUGAAUAGGAAGCUGUCACUCAAUUAUUUACAACUGCAAACAUCAAGGGUUAAAUCUUACAAGGAUGAUUGGACUAUGAGAAGAAAAUCUAGGAGACGUGGAACUUACACAAGCCAUGAUAGUGAUGAUAGCAUGUCUGAACAACGUUCUCUUUCAAAGAAUGAUAUAAAUGCAAUUCGUCGCUCACAAGUUCCUCAAGUCACUGAUGCAUUAUGGUACCUUCAGGAAAGAAGUAUGCUGCCAGCUAUUUGGUUUAUUUUUAGCAGGAAGGGUUGUGAUGCCGCUGUGCAAUACCUUGAAAAUUGCAAACUCUUAGAUGAGUGUGAGACUAGUGAAGUUGAACUAGCCUUGAAGAGGUUCCGCAUUCAAUAUCCUGAUGCUGUAAGAGAAACAGCAGUGAAAGGGCUUCUACAAGGGGUUGCUGCACAUCAUGCUGGGUGUUUACCUUUGUGGAAGGCAUUCAUAGAAGAGUUAUUUCAGAGGGGCCUUGUCAAGGUUGUUUUUGCAACAGAAACCCUUGCUGCUGGAAUCAAUAUGCCUGCUAGAACAGCUGUCAUUUCGUCCCUCAGCAAAAGGAGUGAUAGUGGGCGCAUUCAAUUAAGCUCAAACGAAUUGCUUCAAAUGGCUGGGCGUGCUGGACGCAGGGGCACUGAUAAACGUGGCCAUGUAGUCCUUGUCCAAACGCCUUAUGAGGGUGCUGAAGAGUGCUGCAAGAUUCUAUUUUCUGGACUACAACCUCUAGUGUCACAAUUUACUGCAUCAUAUGGAAUGGUUUUGAAUCUUCUAGCUGGUGUAAAAGCCAUUCAUAGGUCAAAUGAAUCAGAUGACACAAGGCCAUCCUCAUCAGGGAGAACUUUGGAAGAGGCUAAGAAACUAGUUGAGCAGAGUUUUGGAAAUUAUGUCAGUAGCAACGUUAUGCAGGCUGCUAAAGAGGAACUUGCUAAAAUUGAGAAAGAAGUUGAAUUACUGACAUCAGAGAUCACUGAUGAGGCCAUAGAUAGGAAAAGUAGCAAGUCCUUAUCACAAGUGGACUAUAAGGAGAUUUCAGAAUUACAAGAAGAAUUAAGGACAGAAAAACGUGUUCGGACUGAGUUGCGAAAACAGAUGGAAGCAAAGAGAAUUUCUUCCCUGAGACCUUUAUUGGAAGAGUCUGACAGUGGACACCUACCUUUUUUGUGCUUGGAGUACAAAGAUUCUGAUGGAGUCCAACAUUCAGUUCCUACUGUAUUUCUGGGGAAGGUUGACUCUCUUAAUGCUUCAAAGCUCAAGAACAUGGUUUCUUCUGAUGAUUCAUUUGCAGUAAAUUUAGUAGAUGCUGGGUCUAACAAUAACGAAUCUGAUGAUUCUGACUUGAACGGGGAUCUUGGACCAUCGUAUCACGUGGCUCUUGGUUCAGAUAAUUCCUGGUAUCUGUUUACGGAGAAGUGGAUUAAAGCUGUAUAUAGGACAGGCUUUCCUAACGUUGCAUUGGCCCAAGGGGAUGCUUUGCCUCGUGAAAUUAUGAGUAUUCUCCUUGACAAGGAUACAAUGAAGUGGGAUAAGCUUGCUCACUCUGAACUUGGUGGUUUAUGGGUCAUGGAAGGAUCUCUAGAAACAUGGUCUUGGAGUUUAAAUGUUCCUGUUUUGAGUAGUUUUUCUGAAGAUGAUGAGCUACUACAAAAUUCUCAAGAAUAUAGAGAAGCCAUUGAAAAGUACAAGGACCAAAGAAAUAAAAUCUCGCGCUUGAAGAAAAAGAUAUCACGUACUGAUGGCUUUAAAGAAUACAAGAAAAUCAUAGACAAGGCCAGGUUUACCGAGGACAAAAUUAAACGCUUGAAGACUAGAUCAAAACGAUUGAUUAAUCGAAUAGAGCAAAUCGAACCCUCAGGUUGGAAGGAGUUUCUGCAGGUCAGCAAUGUCAUACAUGAAACCAGGGCUUUGGAUAUCAAUUCACACGUCAUGUUUCCUCUCGGUGAAACUGCUGCUGCAAUUCGAGGAGAAAAUGAACUGUGGCUCGCAAUGGUCCUUCGCAAUAAAAUCUUAUUAGAACUAAAGCCUGCAGAACUUGCUGCAGUGAGUGCAAGUUUGGUUUCUGAGGGUAUCAAGCUCAGACCCUGGAAAAACAACAGCUAUAUAUAUGAGCCUUCUGCAACCGUAACUAAUAUAAUUGGUUUCUUGGAUGAGCAAAGAAGCGCCCUCUUUCAAAUUCAGGAGAAACAUGGAGUAACAAUAUCUUGCACUUUAGAUAGCCAAUUUUCUGGUAUGGUUGAGGCCUGGGCUUCUGGGUUGACAUGGAGAGAAAUUAUGAUGGAUUGUGCUAUGGAUGAAGGCGAUUUAGCUCGCCUCCUUCGAAGGACUAUUGAUCUCUUAGCUCAGAUUCCCAAGUUGCCAGACAUUGAUCCAUUGUUGCAGCGCAAUGCUCUCGCUGCAGCUGAUGUCAUGGAUCGCCCUCCAAUCAGUGAACUUGCUGGUUAGCUGUAGUUGUAAAUGAUAUGCCCCCAUUCUAUUUUCAAGGUACUUUUUUAAAAA
Prosopis cineraria is the source of this 3630-nucleotide messenger RNA. RefSeq names its product DExH-box ATP-dependent RNA helicase DExH15 chloroplastic. Gene Ontology annotation, cellular component: Ski complex. Gene Ontology annotation, molecular function: ATP binding; nucleic acid binding; RNA helicase activity. NCBI's taxonomy places the organism in Eukaryota, Viridiplantae, Streptophyta, Magnoliopsida, Fabales, Fabaceae. The transcript is spliced from 8 exons. The coding region runs from base 31 to 3576 and encodes 1181 amino acids. Gene Ontology annotation, biological process: nuclear-transcribed mRNA catabolic process, 3'-5' exonucleolytic nonsense-mediated decay. The record is from RefSeq and is a predicted model, not a curated record.